AUGUCUUCUAAACGAGACAACCUUCACGGGAGCAACGGGCCCUCAUCCGGACACCCCUCCUCUCUCAUCCUUAGGAAGAACUGCGACCGUUGCACUGUGAAAAAGGUCACUUCGUCACGGAGGGGCUUUUACGCCUUCAUUGUUACACUGGAGCGGUGUAAAGUUCUUGUACGGCGCGAAGUAUGGCGCAUCACUCAGUCAGACGUCGGGGCCAAGAUCGACCACGCAGGGCGGAUGAGCAACACGCACCCUCGGCCAACGUGGGAGGGCCGCAACGGGGGGCGCAUCCUCGUCUACUCCUCGAACGACGUCGGGGCCGAGAUCGGCCACGCAGAGCGGAGGUGCAAGACGCACCCUCGAACAACGUGCGAGGGCGGCCACGGUGGGCACAUCAUCGUCCUCCUCUCGAACGACGUCGGGGCCGAGAUCGACCACGCAGGGCGGGGGAGCAACCAGUACCCCCAGCCAGCGUGCGAGGGCGGCAACGGGGUGCGCAUCAUCGUCCUCCUCUCGAAUGGCUCGUCAUGA
This is a messenger RNA of Ectocarpus siliculosus, 528 nucleotides long. NCBI's taxonomy places the organism in Eukaryota, Phaeophyceae, Ectocarpales, Ectocarpaceae. The record is from the annotation of a GenBank genome assembly.